Messenger RNA from Orbilia oligospora ATCC 24927, 1572 nucleotides. RefSeq lists its product as uncharacterized. NCBI's taxonomy places the organism in Eukaryota, Fungi, Ascomycota, Orbiliomycetes, Orbiliales, Orbiliaceae. Bases 1 to 1572 code for a protein of 523 amino acids. The transcript has a single exon. The record is from RefSeq and is a predicted model, not a curated record.
AUGCCGUCUACGGACCCUUUUUCAGAAGUCGCCAAAACCGUCAGCCAGUAUAGGAAUUCCAUACACAAUUCUAAGCAGAGUGCACAUCUCAGCGAAGUAGUUGCACCAACCUGCGCCCGAGUUAAAGCUAGCUCUAACUCUAAUCAAAUCACCCUACGCUAUUUUUGUCUCUUCCUUCAGCUCAACAAGGAGAUAGAAGCCACUUGCUGGCUCAAUUCGCUCAGUCCUUAUGACUCGGAUAAUUACAGGAGAGCGUUUCCAAAAUUGCUAGAGUUUUGCAACGGAAGGAUGUUGAAAACACCGGACCUAGAAGUUAAGAUGGAUCUCUCACGUCUGCCACCUCUAAGUGAGAGCCCGCGCGAUGUCCACGACUUGAUCCAUCUGAUAGGAUGUUUUUUGAGUGCUCAUCCUACUAUGGCCCACGGGGCUUUACUCAUCUUGGAGAAAUUAAUUGGGUUUUGUGGCGAGCAGAGUGAAGGUACGCCAUCGGAACCCGCUCAGAACAGUCAGACGGGGAGAAAAAGGAAAGCCCCUGGCAGAACUGCGCUACGGAUGAAAAAGUCCAAAUCUAGCAACAAAACGACUCAGCGCGGCGGUGAUCUUCCUGCAAAUAGAAAUCUCGAAGGCAACAUAUACGAAUCAUCGGAGUUGAAGCCUAUAUAUAACCGCAGACUAACAAGAAGCCAGGGGAAACGUAAUCCCCCCGCAAGCGUCGGAACUGGACGCUCCAAGAUCGAAGAGAUUAUCGACAGUGAUAACAGCCACGAUGAAACUGAACCUCCCGAGAUCGAAGACAUAACCGACGACGAUAGCAACUACGGUGAAGCCGAACCUCCUAAGAUCGAAGAGAUAACCGACGGCGAUAGUAGCUAUGACGAAACUCAACCUCUCGAGAUCGAAGAGAUAACCGACGGCGAUAGUAGCUAUGACGAAACUCAACCUCUCAAGAUCGAAGAGAUAACCGACGGCGAUAGUAACUAUGAUGAAACGCAAUUCAAGACCGAGGAGGGAGAUACCAACGAACUGGAGGCUGGCACACUUAAAUACGAAAAUUGUUUGAUUUGCAAGCGUCAUAUCUCGUCUCGUCAGGCCAUAUCCAGGCGCUUCCGGGCUUACCUUAAUCACGCCAGUCGGGAACAUUCAGGCGAUCCCCAUCUCGAAACGCUAACCAAAUAUAAGUGUCAUGUUUGCAGUCGCUUCUUUGUCAGCGAGCUAGCUUUAAAUGUACAUGCGGGCAAUCCGCCUCAUUGCAUGUUGGAUCCUAAUACAAGCGGGUGGGAGGUGUAUGAGUCGGUUGAGUCCCACUCCGCACCCACUGUAUGGGAUUGCAAGAAAUGCAGGGUUAGGAUACCUCUGAGAGAAGCGAAUGAUUAUACGAGUUUGCUUCAGAAAGCGAUUUGUCAUUUGAACAGAAAACAUGGCCUCUGGAUGACUAUGAAAUGUUCAGUUUGUAUGAAGACCUUCAUGUCGAUUCAAGAUAUGGUUCGUCACCGAGAAAGAUUCGGAACCAUGAACUACCGCGCGGUGGGAAAGACCUGGACUGUCCCCCUUUACAGAACUCCGAAGAACUAG